Molecule: messenger RNA, 2325 nt
Organism: Aedes aegypti (yellow fever mosquito)
Lineage: Eukaryota; Metazoa; Arthropoda; Insecta; Diptera; Culicidae
Gene: hec
Product: calcitonin gene-related peptide type 1 receptor
Exons: 10
Coding region: 585-1988 (467 amino acids)
Biological process (GO): adenylate cyclase-modulating G protein-coupled receptor signaling pathway; cell surface receptor signaling pathway
Cellular component (GO): plasma membrane
Molecular function (GO): G protein-coupled peptide receptor activity
Source: RefSeq, a predicted model, not a curated record
CCGCCACAAGUCACGUAAGCGAAUCCGCCAGUCGUCCGUUGUCUGUGGGUCGAAUCGGUUUGAAAGUUCCAAAGUUCCUUCACUUUUACGAUAGCACUGAUAAAGAUGAUUCAUAGUGAAUCCAUCAGCCUCGCGGUGGCUUUGCUCUAGUUUUUUGAUAAAUUGAUAUUAGAUACGGAUUGUUCUGGAUGGGGAAGGACGCCUCUCGUGAGAAGUGUGUCAAUUAAGUGGGCAGCAAACAAAUAUCGGAAGCGCAACAAUGUGACUGGACUGAAGUGAAUCAAGAAGGGCAAUAUGUUUGCGGUCUGAUUGGCAACCUGUAGCUAGCGGCGGCAGUGGGAUAAAACGUUAAUAAGAUCAAGAGGGGUGAUUGAUGAAAGAGUGCUGCCCCGAGGGAAGCAAACCUCAACAACAGCCACAGCAUGUUCUUCACAUGGAGAAUAUCAGCUGUGAAAAAGUGAAACGCGGGCCGGAGUGGAUUGUGAAAUGUUGUUACGCUCGGAUGUGUAAGUUUGUGAUUUAUCUGCUAAUGCUGAUGUUGUUGGGCUGAGACUGCUCCUAUCGUGGAUCUGCUGCUGUAAAGGAUGAUCGAAACCAUAGAGGAGCCACAAAGGAAUCAAACGGGAUUAUUUGCGAACGACAAUCAAAGCAACUGGUUUCCCAUGGCGAUGGAAGAACGCCCCACUUCUGGUAUCGCAGCAUCCGCGGAUGGCAUCCAGUAUGACAGGCUCAAGUAUGCCGACCCGGAAGCACUGAUGCGUCACCUUUACUACGCGUGUAUGAGAAACGUCACCAACAGUGGCAGCUUUCCCGCUGAGCAAGCAGUAACAGUGUUGAGAAGCAUCAGCGCCAGCAACGCACGACACGACCAACAGACGCAACUUUUCUGCCCCCGCCGUUUCGAUGGGUGGACCUGUUGGGAGUCUCAACCGGCCGGGACAAUCGCCCAAAAUUUCUGCCCUAAUUUUGUGCUCGGUUUCGAUGCGAGCCGAUUGGCCUAUCGAAUCUGCCACGCCAACGGAUCGUGGUUUACUCAUCCGGAAUCCGGCAGGGAAUGGUCCAACUACACCAAUUGCAUAGAUGUGGAUGAUAUGAAGUUCCGGCGGCUGGUUAACGACCUUUACAUCGGUGGCUACACAAUCUCGCUCGUAACGCUCAUCGUGUCGCUGUGUGUUUUCUUUAGCUUUAGGACUCUGAAGUGCACUCGCAUACGCAUCCACAUCAACUUGUUCACAUCCCUGGCGCUGAGCUGCGCCUUCUGGAUCCUGUGGUACAAGUUCGUCGUCGAAGAUCCAGAUGUAACCAACAGGAACGGGAACUGGUGUAUUGCGCUGCACAUCCUGUUGCAUUACCUGAUGUUAGUCAACUAUUUCUGGAUGUUCUGCGAGGGAUUGCAACUUCAUCUGGUGCUCGUGAUAGUGUUUAUCAAAGAUGCAAUAGCAAUGCGUUGGUUUUUCACCAUCGGAUGGAUCCUUCCGGUUGCUUUCGUAUCGAUCUACGCAUCCGUGCGGAAUAAAUAUACGCUCGACACGGAGCACUGCUGGAUGAACGAAAGUCACGCAAUGUGGUUGCUGACGAUUCCGGUGUGCUUCUCACUCGUUGCCUCGCUUGUGUUCCUCAUCAACGUGGUCCGGGUUCUGCUGACCAAGCUCAACUCGACCUCACCGAAUCCGGCCCCGCUUGGGCUGAAGAAGGCCACCCGAGCGACACUGAUUUUGAUUCCGCUGUUUGGCCUGCAGCACAUCCUGCUGCCGUUCCGUCCGGACAAGGGUUGCGAGCUGGAGCGUUACUACCAGGUGGUUUCGGCGGUGCUGAUCAGCCUGCAGGGAGCGUGCGUUUCCUGUUUGUUCUGCUUCGCCAAUCACGACGUGAUUUUCGCUAUCAAAUGUCAGCUGAGUCGAUUCUUCCCAACCCUGGUGCAUCAUCCGUUCCGCGAGAGCUACAACGGUGGACAACCGGCCACGCAGAGUCGUGAUAUGGUGGUAUGACUGUUGGGCUUCCGGCGCGGAACGAAAACGACCGGAAGUCAUGACGGUAUUGGCGAUUGCGUGGAAGGGGGCGUGUAGGAAAUCAAUGUCACUAGGAAUUCAAUGUACAAAUUCACAAGAGAUUUUCGGUGUUAGGUGUGGAAUUGAAAUGGAGAAAUCCUAUAUUUUCGCUGUAUGAUCGAUUUCAUGUGGUUUCAAGCUAUAUAAUGAGAUUUUAUGCCAAACGUUGAAAUUACCAAACAUGAGAAACGGAGCGAAUAACACUUCACGGAUUGUGAGGUAACAAUGAAAAUCUGAUGAACUAUUAUAUUAAGAAUCAAAGGAAAAGAGCUUCGAU